Messenger RNA from Vicia faba (fava bean), 981 nucleotides. The record is from the annotation of a GenBank genome assembly. Lineage: Eukaryota; Viridiplantae; Streptophyta; Magnoliopsida; Fabales; Fabaceae.
AUGACUAUGAAAAAAGAGCAAAAGAAUGAAACUGAGAAGAAAGUUGAUGAAGGAGCUAAGAAAGACGACAGUCUCCCUCCUGUCGUUUACCAAUUCGACUUGCAUUGUGAAGGAUGCAUCAAGAAGAUUAAACGAUCCGCUCGUCAUUUUGCUGGUGUGGAAACUGUUAAAGCAGAUCUGUCUUCAAACAAAGUGACAGUUACCGGUAAAUUUGACGCUGUUAAACUACAAGAUAAACUGGCUGAGAAAACCAAGAAGAAAGUCGAAAUCAUCUCAGCGCCGCCAAAAAAUGACGCCGCCGCCGAGAAACCGUCGGAGAAGAAACCUGACGAGAAAAAGCCUGAAGAGAAGAAAGCCGAAGAGAAGAAAGCAGAAGAGAAAAAACCAGAAGAAAAUAAGCCUAAACAGAGUACAGUGGUUUUGAAGAUCAAAUUACACUGUGACGGUUGCAUUACUAAAAUUAGAAGGAUAGUUAUGAAAUUUAAAGGGGUAGAAACGGUAAACCUUGACGGAGAUAAGGAUUUGGUAACGGUGAAAGGAACAAUGGAACCGAAGGAGUUGGUAGAGUAUCUUACAGAGAAGCUAAAGAGAAACGUUGAAAUGGUUCCGGCAAAGAAAGAUGAGGAGAAGAAAGAGAAAGACGGUGGUGGAGAGAAGAAAGAUGGUGGCGGUGAGAAGAAAAUCGACGGUGGAGAUCAAGCGAAAGUGGAGGUUAAUAAAAUGGAGUAUCAGUACCCGAUGCAAUCUCCAAUGUAUUGGUACGAUGGAGGUGUGGGGCAGAAUAGUAAUUACGGUAUGGAUCAGUUUCAUCAAGGUGGUUAUGGUCAUUAUGAUCAACGUUAUGUGGAGCCUGGGUAUAUGAUGAAUCAAGGUGGUGGCUAUCCUAUGCAGGCGCCACAGGUUCCGUUUUACAUGAACCCUAAUCAUCCUCCACCGCAGAUGUUCAGUGAUGAGAAUCCCAAUGCUUGUUCUGUUAUGUGA